This is a messenger RNA of Necator americanus (New World hookworm), 771 nucleotides long. RefSeq lists its product as uncharacterized. The transcript has 4 exons. Bases 1 to 771 code for a protein of 256 amino acids. The record is from RefSeq and is a predicted model, not a curated record. NCBI's taxonomy places the organism in Eukaryota, Metazoa, Nematoda, Chromadorea, Rhabditida, Ancylostomatidae.
AUGCUAGCCGUUGCUCUACUUCUACUGAUUUCUAGAGAGUUCAAUGAAGCGGUCAAACUACGCUGCGGCAACUAUUCCUCAAAUGCUGUCGUCACACCGGAACUGAGGGAAAACUCAGGGAUUUUGGUGACAUGGGAUCUGUUGUCAUCAGACCCGGUUUGCUCGGACCCGUCUCGAUUGCCUCGUUUCACACAACUUCGGUUACACGAUGUAUCGCUUAUAGCGAGUUGCGACAGUUGUCCAAGAUGUACAUUACGACUCCCAAUGCGCUAUGAAUGGCCACUUGGGUCAUCGAUCAACACAAUAUUCAUCGUAGCUCGUCAAACCCCGUACAAUCGAAUCCAUACAGAUAUGGAUAUUCGAUAUGUGAUUGUGGAUCGACUGCCACGAUCGUUAAGAAAUUGGAUCUUCGAAAUGAAGCAACGCUAUAAGGCACGUCAGGCUGCCGCUGAUAUGAACGAGGCCUUGGGCAAGGGGACCACUGUCCACGCUACCGUCGACAACUGGUUCCGCCGCUUCGACGACGGAAACACUUCUUUCGGCAAAUUGUCACACACAGAACAUCUGCGGCCUGGGUCUCGCGGGAAAUGCUGUGGUAGUAGAAGUUGCUGUCCGACAAGCAGACGGUCGACGCUGAACUCUACACACCGUAGCCCUGCGUGUUGGCUGUGGCAAUCGGAGAAAAUCGACCGAGACGUUCACUUCUCCCACAACAACGCACGUUCGUAUGUCGCUUUGUGCGCUUGUUACCAACUUGAAGCCCUGGGUUAG